CAAUACUUCAAGCAGAGCAGCCACAACUAUCAGGAAGUGUCCAUGAUUUGAGUCUUUGAAUGAAGAGAUUGAGAUAAAACUGUCCAGUUUGAGUGUUUUUUGCAGCGAACCGUAAAGACGAGCGACCCAUGGAUGUGUGUGUGCUUUGGGGACUUGUAAAAGAAUGUGACUGCCAGAACGGGUGUUGUAUGUAGAUCGCCAUCUGAGGUGCAGGGCAGGUGCACCAGAUGGAGUCUGUGUCGUUACAGACAUUUGGCAUCCGAUUAGUAAACCUAGAGCGUUGUCCGGUCAGAGUAAAGCAGGAGGAGGAGCCGAUUCUAGAGCUCUGUGCUGCUGUCACUGUGGUGCAUACUCGUUUUGGGCCUGCGUCACAUGCAUCCGAAUCUGUAGUGCUGCAGCUCAUCUACGGUAUUCCUCCUGACCUGACUGGAUAGAGGAUACGGUCGUUGUGUGAGGUGCUGUGGUUGCAGGGAGAACGCACCUUAGCUCUCUUCUGGUCUCGUCAGACAUGUUGAUUACAUGGUGGUAUUUAUAUAUUACAGCUCGGAGCAUCCUCCAACAAACAUUGAACAUGGCCUCUAUCCUUCAGAAGCUCAUGACCCCCCUGGUCAGUGGGAACCCGGAGCCACCCAGGAACAAGGUGACGGUGGUGGGGGUCGGACAGGUGGGCAUGGCCUGUGCUGUCAGCAUCCUGCUCAGGGAGCUAGCUGAUGAGCUGGCAUUGGUGGACGUGAUGGAAGACAAGCUGAAGGGAGAGAUUAUGGAUCUGCAGCACGGCAGCCUCUUCCUUAAAACACCCAAGAUAGUCGCAGGCAAAGACUACUCUGUGACGGCUAACUCUCGCAUCGUCGUGGUAACGGCGGGCGUACGUCAACAGGAAGGAGAGAGCAGGUUGAAUCUGGUUCAGAGGAAUGUCAACAUCUUUAAACGCAUCAUCCCUCAGAUCAUCAAACACUCCCCACACUGCAUCAUCAUCGUGGUCUCUAACCCAGUUGAUGUGCUGACCUAUGUGACCUGGAAGUUGAGUGGCCUGCCCAAGCACCGCGUCAUCGGCAGUGGCACCAACCUGGACUCCGCCCGAUUCCGUUACCUGAUGGCAGACAAACUGGGCAUCCACACUUCCAGCUUCAACGGAUGGAUCCUGGGAGAACACGGAGACACCAGUGUGCCUGUGUGGAGCGGAGCUAACGUAGCAGGCGUUAACCUGCAGACGCUGAACCCUGACAUCGGUACUGAUGCUGACCGGGAGAACUGGAGGGAGAUGCACAAGCAGGUGGUCGACAGUGCCUAUGAAGUGAUCACGCUGAAGGGCUAUACUAACUGGGCCAUUGGCCUGAGUGUGGCUGACCUCACAGAGAGUCUGAUCAGGAACAUGAACAGAAUCCACCCUGUCUCUACCAUGGUCAAGGGCAUGUACGGGGUCAAGGACGAGGUGUACCUGAGUCUGCCGUGCGUCCUGAACGCUGGGGGCGUGGCCAGCGUGAUCAACAUGACCCUGACAGAUAAUGAGAUCGGCCAAUUAAAACAGAGUGCUGACACAUUGUGGGGCAUACAGAAGGACCUGACGGAUGUGUAACAGAACAACAGGGGGCGCCACACUCCACUCACCACCAGGCUGCAUCCCAAUAAUAUCUCCUUUGUCCUUAAGUGUGGCCUCCUUCACAAUUUUCAAAUCUACAAAAUGUAUCUAAUCUUGAUUCACACAAUCCUAAAGUAUUGGAUCGCUGGAGGCAUGGGCCAGUGCCGGUUUACAUCAGUAAUUUCCUUUCAAAUCAAUGAAGGGAACUAGUGCACACUUUUGGAGGAAGGAUAGAUAAUUGGGACAGAGCCCCACUCUCCUGAUCACCUAUAACGUAUGUCACUUAGAAAACAAGACGCUUUUAUCCAAAAUAACUUUCAGUAUGCAUAUAUUUUGAAUGUGUAUUUGUUGUCUGCGGUAAUUCCCUUCAUUAAUUUUAAAUGUUUUUAUUUUUUACCUUUUAUUUAACUAGGCAAGUCAGUUAAGAACAAAUUCUUAUUUUCAAUGACGGCCUAGGAACAGUGAUUAACUGCCUGUUCAGGGGCAGAAUGACAUUGUCAGCUCGGGGGUUUGAACUCACAACCUUCUGGUUACUAGUCCAACACUCUUACCACUAGGCUACCCUGCCGCCCCCCGUUUAAACUCACAUAAGUUGUUCUGGAUAAGAGUGUCUGCUGAAUGACGUAAAUGUAAAAUGUAGUUGAACCUGAAACUUUUCCAUUGCUAGCACUGCACUACACUCUUAACUGGGCUACACAGUUAAAAAAAAAAAAAAAAAAACUUCCAAAAAUACACUGUCAGUGUCACUGCUCCCAUUUUACACUCUAGUACUGUUCUUAGCUUCCCUGUUAUCUGGGAGGGGGUUUGGGUCACCAUGGAAAUAGGAUCUAGUUCUUCUAUUUCUAUGUUGGUCUCAUGGGCACUUGGUUUGAGGGUUACUUUGUACAUGACUGCUUUACUGGAAAAGGGGCAGUCUUUGGGUUGGUGAACAGCACUAUAAAAAUAAUAUUUAUUCAGGUGUGGGAUCAGCAAAAGCUUCAGUCAUUUGUCCUUAUCAGAAUGAAGAGAAAUACAAUCUGUCAAUCAGGUUGUUUGAUGUGUAAAUGAAUAAAGCAAGAUUAUUUAUUG
Molecule: messenger RNA, 2647 nt
Organism: Oncorhynchus masou masou (cherry salmon)
Lineage: Eukaryota; Metazoa; Chordata; Actinopteri; Salmoniformes; Salmonidae
Product: L-lactate dehydrogenase B-A chain-like
Exons: 8
Coding region: 509-1576 (355 amino acids)
Biological process (GO): pyruvate metabolic process; lactate metabolic process
Cellular component (GO): cytoplasm
Molecular function (GO): L-lactate dehydrogenase (NAD+) activity
Source: RefSeq, a predicted model, not a curated record